Molecule: messenger RNA, 1678 nt
Organism: Abrus precatorius (Indian licorice)
Lineage: Eukaryota; Viridiplantae; Streptophyta; Magnoliopsida; Fabales; Fabaceae
Product: E3 ubiquitin-protein ligase CIP8-like
Exons: 1
Coding region: 156-1220 (354 amino acids)
Biological process (GO): protein ubiquitination
Cellular component (GO): cytoplasm
Molecular function (GO): ubiquitin protein ligase activity
Source: RefSeq, a predicted model, not a curated record
AGUCUCAGGUCACGACAAAGGCAACAACGUGAAAGGCAACAUCACACACACACACACAAACAAGAAAGAAGAAAAAUUCACAAACUACACACACACACAAAGAGAAAAAGAAGAAGAAAAAGAUUCACAGAAUCGUAUUGAAUUCGAUUUGAAACAUGUCUCAUCAUUCCUCAAAUCCCUUCGCAUCCACUCAUUCUGAUUCCGAUUCCGACUCAGUGAGUUGCUUCGUCACCGAUCUCUUUGAAACUCGCUCUUCCGACCGUUCUCGCUCUUGUUGCUGCCACGACACUAACAUAAACCCCUUUUCUGGGGUCGUUUGCGAUCUUCACAACGGGGAAUUAGGGUUAGGGUUUCGGACCAAUACCCAAAAUAACGAAGAUAGGGCUUUUAAUUUUUCGGUGGGUGAUAAUUCGGGUGGGCUUAGGGUUGUUGGGUUCGGUUCCGAUUCGGAUUCGAGUAGCGAGGAAGGUGAGGUUGAUGUUGGUGGUGAUGAUGAUAGGGCUGGGGGUGGGUUUGAUGAUUUCGAUGUUCGAUUGUGUUGGGAUAGUCUCUGUUUGGAGGAUCAGAGGACCCUGAAUGAGGGUUUUGAGUGGGAGGAGGUAGAGGAGAGGGUGAAUGAGAGGGGAGAUUUGAGCGUGGUGGUUGAUGAGGUUGAAAUUGACGGCCAAUCGGUGGCGUCGGGGUUUACAAAUGGUGGCGAGGAUGACGAUGAGGAGUUGGAGCCUGGCGAAGAAGCGUUGAGAUACCUUGAAUGGGAAAUUCUCUUGGCUGUUAACAAUUUGGAGAGGAAUGGUGGGGUUGAACACGAGGGCAAUGCCGAUUCGUAUUUAGCGGUACCAGAUGGUUAUAUAUACACAGCUGAGUACGAUGUUCUUUUCGGGCAGUUUCUUGAGAAUGAGAGUGCCUUGAAGGGUAGUCCUCCCGCUGCGAAAAGUGUUGUGGAGAAUCUCCCCUUGGUGGAAUUGACGAAGGAGGAGUUGCAGGGGAAGAAUGUGGCAUGCGCCAUUUGCAAAGAUGAGAUUUUGUCUGCGGAGAAGGUGCGGAGGUUGCCCUGCUCGCACUGUUAUCAUGGAGACUGCAUUUUGCCGUGGUUGAGUAUUCGCAAUACGUGUCCUGUUUGUCGGUUUGAGUUGCCCACGGAUGAUCCGGAUUAUGAGCAGAGGAAGGUCCGGAGGGCUGCUCAUGAUCUGUUGGAGCUUGCAGCACAGAUGCAAUUUUGACUUGUUGGUUCAGGUUAUACGCUCCGGUUCAUGUAAAUAGCUGUUUGCUUUGUCUCAUAUCCAACUGAUGAUGAGAACAAGUCUUUUUUAAUUAGUUUUCAUGUUGUGGUGGUUUUGGAAUAAGUUUCAUACCAUAUUACAUGCUCUGGAUAUACUCAAGAUGAAUUCCUGUCAAUACUCAGUUUAUAUUCAACAAAUUAAAGUGUACCACAGGAAGGAUCAUGUUAAUGGUUUAGUGUUUCCUACUUUCCGUUUAUAAACAUGUUAUAAUUAUUGGAUUUAUGCAUCUCUGGGGGUAGGAAUGAUGAUGUAUAUAGUGUUGGCUAUCUGUAUAUCUGUAGUUUUGUUUUUUCAUAUGUCCUUUUCCUAAAGGGUUAUUUUUCUCUGGAAAUGGAAAAAUGUAUAUUAUUAUUCCAUAGUUGAAUGGUAUUAUAAUUUCUUUUAUAAGUUAAUGUGGU